CCAAGAAAUGCACGUUGAUGAAACAAUUAACCUGAUGCUGCCAAAAUGUGCUCUUUCGAAAGGACCAGCUUGCUCAAAUCCUCAUAAAAACAUGGCGGCAACUACCUCCACUGCCAGACCAGGAAAUGGCAGUUCAAGUGCUUCCCAAGCAAAUGAAACAACAUCCUCUAAUCCACCAAUGGCAGCAACUACCUCCAUUGCCAGACCAGGAAAUGGC
Molecule: messenger RNA, 217 nt
Organism: Linum tenue
Lineage: Eukaryota; Viridiplantae; Streptophyta; Magnoliopsida; Malpighiales; Linaceae
Source: the annotation of a GenBank genome assembly